AAAUAAGUAUAAGUUAGCUCUAUGUCUACAGUACUUGCAUUCCGAGUUUCACGUUCGUAAACAAACCCAUACCAGCACCAAGAAAAUCCCGUCAUCACGAGCCCAAGUCCAACAAACCAGCCAGCAUGUGAUAAAGGGCUGGGUUCAGCCUUGUCCCCAGCUAGCCUCACCCACCGUCACGCCGCCGAUAACAUCUCCUAUCCAAUCAGCGUCCCCGGCCAGACCAUCCGGCGUGCCUCGGCCCCGUCCCGAGCACCAAAAAAAAGAGGCUCUUAUCACACCACGAAAUCAUCAUCGAGCUCCACAACGUCCCGAUAAAUGGCAGUCGGAGGCCAAUGGGAACGGGUUGCGGCGUGGUUGAGGGUCCAGAUGUGCUCGGAAUACCUCGGUCCAAUGUGAGCACGGCGGAGAGGAUUGUGAACGCCGUGAUGCAUAUUGGCUUAUAGUUGAGGCCCGUCUUGCCACUAUUUUUCUCCUGAUAUAUAUCCUUUCCCCAGACUCUUUCUCCAGACUGUAAUCCGUAUAUUUUCGCUUGACAGGUGUCCACCAGCGAACUCGCUUUGAAAUAUCGUGCUUGGGAUAGAAGAUUCAACUAAAACAAAACACCACAAACGCAGCUAUGAGCCCCAAGGGAGAUUUCGCGGCCGUCCGCAAGGACAUCAAGGCCCUCCUCAACCAGCCAGAAUACGAUGAUGGCUCUGCAGGCCCAGUCCUCGUCCGCCUCGCAUGGCACUCGUCCGGAACCUACGACAUCCGCACCGACACCGGUGGCUCCAACGGCGCCGGCAUGCGCUACGAGAUCGAAGGCGGCGACCCCGCGAACGCCGGCCUCCAACACGCCCGCGUCCUCCUCGAGCCCGUCAAGGCCGCACACCCAUGGAUCACCUACGCCGACCUGUGGACACUCGCCGGCAAGGUGGCGCUCGAGGAGGCUGGUGGUCCUGAGAUCGCGUGGCAGGGAGGGCGUACCGAUUACGUCGACGAUAGCAAGAUCAAGGAGAUCCGCGGCAGGCUGCCGGAUGCGGCGCAGGGAAGCGAUCAUUUGAGGAACAUCUUCUACAGGAUGGGGUUUAAUGAUCAGGAGAUUGUGGCGCUGAGCGGUGCGCAUACGCUUGGGAGGUGCCAUGGGGAUCGUUCGGGGUUCGAGGGGAAGUGGGUUAACAACCCGACGAGGUUCUCGAACCAGUACUUUAAGCUGCUGUCGACGCUGGAGUGGGAGCCGAGGACGCUGGCAAGCGGUGUCAAGCAGUUUGGGUAUACGGAUGAGGAUACCGAGACGGAGCUGAUGAUGUUGCCGAGUGAUAUGGCGUUGUUGGCUGAUAAGGGAUUUGAGCCGUGGGUGAAGAAGUACGGUGCGGAUAAGGAGCUGUUCUUCAAGGACUUCGCGGCCGUGUUCGCGAAGUUGAUGGAGUUGGGCAUUAAGAGGAAUGAGAGGGGUGAGGUCACGAACUUGGAUAACGAGAAGGGUGGAUAUAUCUCGGCGCCGAAGAAGGCUGAUACCCCUGGCUACAAGAAGCACUCCGGUGAUGAUGGACAGCCCGUUGCGGAGGCUGAGGGCCUUGAGAAGAAGAACGCACAGUACAGAUCGAGAUUGUAAGGGUGUAGACAGAGACGUAUGGUUGUAUGAUUUAAUGGUUGCAGCGGGUUACUACUCUGCCUUUUGGGGAAUUAGAAGAAUAGAUGGGUUGGAUACACAAUUAGACUAGACAGAGACAUAGAGAGAAUAAAAGGCUCG
Molecule: messenger RNA, 1735 nt
Organism: Pseudogymnoascus verrucosus
Lineage: Eukaryota; Fungi; Ascomycota; Leotiomycetes; Thelebolales; Thelebolaceae
Exons: 2
Coding region: 620-1597 (325 amino acids)
Biological process (GO): hydrogen peroxide catabolic process; response to reactive oxygen species; cellular response to oxidative stress
Molecular function (GO): peroxidase activity; heme binding
Source: RefSeq, a predicted model, not a curated record